AUGACAGUUACUACUAAAACACCUUCUACCGAUGUUUCAUUUGAAGUACCAUUGUUGAGAGGAUACCUUACAAGAAGAGAUCCAAAAGGAACACAUUCAUGGAGUAAAUUAUGGUAUCAAAAUAGUUUUGAAAGACCAUUAAUAUUAGAAUGUUUUGCAGAUGAAAAAUCAACAAAAGUAGUAGAGACGAUUAAUUUUAAAGAAGUAACUGAUCUAAAAAUUGUUAGAACAAAAGCUGAAGAUUCAACUAAAAAAAGAUAUGGGUUUCAGUUUAAAUACGGAAAACAUACCCAAAAAUUAUUAACUGAUGGUGAAGAAGAAGGAGAAUAUUGGAGAGAUGGAUUUACAUCAUUAUCUCGUAUUGCUCAAGGAAAUGCACCAAAUAAAUCAAAAUCAAAAAAAUUAUCUAAAGAAUCAACGAAUGAAUAUGGAUUAUUUGAUGGUGAAGAUUUUGCUACUACAUUAGUUGAUUUCUAUAGUACUGAUCCUGGAGUCCUUUCUUUUAAAAAAGGGGAGAUUGUUAUUAUUAUUGGUAAUAUUGAAAAUGGCUGGAUUCCUGUUGAAUUUGGUGGUAAAAGAGGUUGGGUUCCUAAUGAAUUUAUUAAACCCAUGGGCUUAAAAAAAUAA
Entamoeba dispar SAW760 is the source of this 627-nucleotide messenger RNA. RefSeq lists its product as uncharacterized. The record is from RefSeq and is a predicted model, not a curated record. Lineage: Eukaryota; Evosea; Mastigamoebida; Endamoebidae. The transcript has a single exon. Gene Ontology annotation, molecular function: protein binding. Bases 1 to 627 code for a protein of 208 amino acids.